CAGAGUUCAUGGCUUGCUCUCUUCCCACACAUUUAUUGUUUGUUACCUUCUGUCACACACAGAUCUCCUGCAGUUCAGGCCAGCAACAAACAGGCACUUCGUAGACCAGCAUGGACUUCAGUAAGACACUGAAAAACAAGAGGAAACGCAUUAUUAUAGGCACUUUAGCUGUAUCUGUUGUGACCAUCAUAUUAGGACUGGGUCUAGGGCUUGGACUUCAGCUGCAAAAGUGCAAGAACAAGUUGCCAGAUUCAUGUCGGAACCGCUGUUAUGAGCCGUAUGAUUAUGAGUCUCCAGGCUGUCGAUGCGAUGAUCAGUGUGUGACCAGUAACAGUUGCUGUUAUGAUUUUAAGGACAUCUGCCUUCAGCCGAUUGAGAGCUGGGAGUGUACACCAUCACGUUGUGGGGAAAAUCGUAUCUCUGGUAGUAAGUGUCAUUGCUCUUCUGACUGUGUGAGUGCUGGAGACUGCUGUACAAACUAUGGCAUUGUUUGCAAUGGAAUGACGCCAUGGGUGGAGGAUCAGUGUGUGAACAUGAACAGCCCUAAGUGUCCUGCUAAUUUUAAGAGGCAGCCUCUGUUGCUUGUCUCUCUUGAUGGAUUAAGAGCGGAGUAUCAGCACACAUGGCACUCCCUCAUUCCAGUCUUGGACAAGCUACGAAAAUGUGGGACAUCCUCUGCAUUUAUGCAGCCUGUAUUUCCAAGUAAAACCUUCCCUAACCACUAUUCCAUUGUUACGGGUCUGUACACUGAGUCUCAUGGUUUAGUGGAAAACAACAUGUAUGACCCUGAAUUUAAUGCCUCGUUCAGUCUGUCUAAUGCAGAGAAGGACAAACCCAGAUGGUACUUAGGACAACCAAUCUGGCUCACGGUGAUGGAUCAGGGUCUGCGAGCAGGAACCUUCUUCUGGCCAGGAUCAGAUGUGCAAAUAAAUGGAACUUUCCCAAAUAUAUAUGAGAAAUAUAAUGGAACAAUCCCCUUUGAGCAGAGAGUUUUCACCGUAUUGAAGUGGUUGCAGUUGCCUGAUGAUCAGCGUCCUGAUUUCUACACUCUGUAUCUGGAGGAGCCGGAUAAAUCAGGUCACAACUUCGGACCUGUUAGCGGAGGGUUGAUCAGUGCAAUCCAAGGAGUGGACAAAGUGAUUGGACAAUUGAUGAAUGGACUUAAACAGCUGAACCUUCAUGAGUGCAUUAACAUCAUCGUUGUAGCUGAUCAUGGAAUGGCAGAAAUAAGCUGUGACCGAAAGGAGACUCUACAGAAUUUCAUAGGUGAUGUUUCGCAUCUCUAUGUGAAUGAGGGACCUUUUGGUCGAAUCAGGGCAGUGAACCAAGAAGUCAGCUUUGAUCCUGCAGGCUUAGUGGCCAACCUGACGUGUAAGAAGCCUGAUCAAAAGAUAAAGCCCUACCUCAAACCUCACCUACCCAAACGUUUCCACUAUGCACACAGCAGACGCAUUGAGGACGUGAACGUGCUGGUCAACUCACUCUGGCUAUUCGAGAGGUACAAUGAGCCUACUACACACACCUUCACUGCCUGUAUGUGUGAGAAUGUCUAUAAUAUAAUGUUUAUUGUUUUCUGCAGAUAUCCAGGUUCUCUCCAAUUUUGCUCUGGUGGAAAUCACGGAUAUGACAAUGAUGACCCUAGCAUGCAGGCAAUGUUUCUUAGCUAUGGCCCCAAGUUUAAUUUUCAGACUGAGGUUGAGCCGUUCUCCAACAUUGAGCUCUAUAAUCUUAUGUGUGAUGUAUUAGAAGUCACUCCAGCUCCUAAUAAUGGGAGUCAUGGAAGUCUGAAUCAUCUGCUGCGCUCUCCACCCUACACUCCUCAACCUCCAGUGGAGCAGAGUGCACCAGGCCAGUGUCAACUAACCAGCCUGGAGCCCACCGACCAGCUCGGCUGCUCCUGCAACACCCUGGGUGGCAUCAAUCCAAACUCUCGCCUCAACCUCUCUGACACAGAAGUGGCUCAGAGUAAGAGCAAACACCUGCUGUUCGGCCAACCCCUAAUGCUGCAGUCCAACUCAGAUUACUGUCUCCUGCACCAUCACGGAUUCAUCAGUGCCUACAGCAAAUCCAAGCUCAUGCCUCUCUGGAGCUCUUUCACUGUAGAGAAACAGGCCGGAGGUGAUUCUGGCUCUUUGCCCGCAGUGAUACCAGACUGUCUGAGAGCUGAUGUGAGAAUCCAAGCCGAUCAGAGUCCUACAUGUAACCAGUACAACAGCAGCACAAAUGUUACAUAUGCCUUCCUCUAUCCACCCAAUCUUAACAGCACAGCUGAAGAGCAGUAUGAUGGUCUGACUUUAAGUAAUGUGGUUCCCAUGUACCCAGCAUUUAAGAGAGUGUGGCAGUAUUUCCACAAUGUUUUGCUGCUGAAGUAUUCCUUGCAGUAUAACGGCAUAAACGUGGUGACAGGACCUGCGUUUGAUUAUAACUUUGAUGGCCAGUUUGACACUGCAGACCAAAUCAAGCAGUUUGUUACAGGCACUCAUAUCCCCAUCCCCACUCAUUACUUUGCCAUCUUGACAAGCUGCUUGGACUCAAAUCAGCCAGUGAACGAGUGUCAGGGAGAAUUACACACAGUGUCGUUUCUGAUGCCACACCGACCUGACAAUUCUGAGAGCUGCUUGAGCAACCAGGAUGAGUCGAAUUGGGUGGAAGACUUGCUUUGGUUCCACCAGUCACGAGUCAGAGACGUUGAAUGGAUCACGGGAUUGGAUUUCUAUGAGAAAAGCGGCCGACCAAUCCCUGAGAUUCUGCGGCUAAAGACCCGCCCUACAGCUGCCAUUCACCGGAAGCAGUGAUUUCUUACAUUAUUUAUAUAGUCAUGAAAUAGCUCAUGAAAUAUAGACUUUAUUGAUUAAAGGAACCAAAAUACUCACCAGCUCCAUGUGAGUCAGUGAACACAAGCUCAAUGUGAGUUUAUUGGUCAUGCUUUCAUAAUCAGAUUAUUUUUCAAGUUUUUUAUCAUUAUCUAAUCAUUUUCUGCUACCUGAGUGAAUACCAACAUGGCUUUCUGGCCCUUACUUGUAAAAUAUAUAUA
This is a messenger RNA of Pangasianodon hypophthalmus (striped catfish), 3034 nucleotides long. RefSeq names its product venom phosphodiesterase 1. Gene Ontology annotation, biological process: nucleoside triphosphate catabolic process. Bases 111 to 2795 code for a protein of 894 amino acids. The transcript has 24 exons. Lineage: Eukaryota; Metazoa; Chordata; Actinopteri; Siluriformes; Pangasiidae. Gene Ontology annotation, molecular function: metal ion binding; nucleoside triphosphate diphosphatase activity; nucleic acid binding. The record is from RefSeq and is a predicted model, not a curated record.